CGCGGGGCGCGGGGAGCGCGGGCGGCGGCGGCAGCGCACGGGACGCUCUAGGACCCAGCGGCGGUGGUCCGGUUUGGGGCUGGAGGGGAAGCCUCGGCGUGUCUCCUCUUCCUUGUGAAUGGGGCUGCUUGUCGGGCGCCGCUUCCCCAGGCUGCCACACGCCAUGCCCGGCGCGCUGCCUGGCCGCCGCCUUCCCCAGCCGCGGCACUGAACUAGCCAUGAUCGCCUCAUGUGGAGGGCAAAGUUGCGGCGGGGAACUUGUGAGUCUGCGGUGAAAGGUCCCCCUCCUGCCUGUUACAGCCCCAGUAGUCCCAUCCAGAUUCUGGAAGACCCCAACUACUUUUUCCCAGACUUUCAGCUCUAUUCUGGGAGGCAUGAAGCAUCUUUGACGGUGGAGGCAAACAGUAGCAUCAGGGAAAAAGUUGUUGAGGAUCCUCUUUGUAACUUCCACCCGCCGAACUUCCCGAGGAUCUCAGAGGUGGAAAUGAGAGGUUCCGAGGAUGCGGCAGCUGGAACAGUGUUACAGCGGCUGAUCCAGGAGCAACUGCGCUAUGGUACCCCGACCGAGAACAUGAACUUGCUGGCCAUUCAGCACCAGGCCACAGGGAGUGCAGGACCAGCCCACCCCACAAACAACUUUUCUUCCACGGAAAACCUCACUCAAGAAGACCCACAAAUGGUCUACCAGUCGGCACGCCAGGAACCGCAGGGUCAGGAACACCAGGUGGACAACACGGUGAUGGAGAAACAGGUGCGGUCCACGCAGCCUCAGCAGAACAACGAGGAACUGCCCACGUAUGAGGAGGCCAAAGCGCAGUCCCAGUUCUUCCGGGGGCAGCAGCCGCCGCCGCCGCAGCAGCAGCAGCAGGGGGCUGUGGGUCACGGCUACUACAUGGCCGGGGGUGCCAGUCAGAAGGCGCGGACUGAGGGCAGGCCCACGGUGAACCGCGCCAACAGCGGACAGGCGCACAAGGACGAGGCGCUGAAGGAACUCAAGCAGGGCCACGUCCGCUCUCUCAGUGAGAGGAUCAUGCAGCUGUCGUUGGAGAGGAACGGUGCAAAGCAACACCUCCCUGGCCCAGGGACCGGAAAGGGGUUCAAGGCAGGCGGGGGGCCCUCCCCAGCCCAGCCUGCAGCUAAAGUGCUGGACCCCCGAGGUCCUCCACCCGAGUACCCCUUCAAGACCAAGCAAAUGAUGUCCCCGGUGGGCAAGACCCAGGAGCAUGGACUUUUCUACAGUGACCAGCACCCGGGGAUGCUCCACGACAUGGUCAAGCCUUACCCUGCUCCCCAGCCUGCGAGGACAGAAGUGGCCGUCCUGAGGUACCAGCCACCCCCAGAGUAUGGGGUAACGAGCCGCCCCUGCCAGCUUCCUUUCCCGUCAACGGUGCAGCAGCACAGCCCGAUGUCCUCCCAGAACUCCUCCGUCAGCGGGCCGUUGCACUCGGUGUCCCUGCCACCUCCACCUCCGAUGACCCUGGCAGCCUCGCAGCCCACGCCAGCCGCCUCCCCCAGCCAGCAGCUUGGUCCGGAUGCGUUUGCGAUCGUGGAGCGAGCCCAGCAGAUGGUGGAGAUCCUAACGGAGGAGAACCGGGUGCUGCACCAGGAACUUCAGGGUUACUACGACAACACCGACAAGCUCCACAAGUUUGAAAAAGAACUUCAGAGAAUCUCGGAAGCCUAUGAGAGCCUGGUCAAGUCUACCACCAAGCGAGAGUCGCUGGACAAGGCGAUGAGAAACAAACUCGAAGGCGAGAUUCGAAGGCUCCAUGAUUUCAACAGAGACCUCCGAGACCGACUGGAGACUGCCAACAGGCAGCUGUCCAGCAGGGAGUAUGAUGGACACGAAGACAGAGCGGCGGAGGGGCUUUACGCUUCCCAGAACAAAGAAUUCUUGAAGGAAAAGGAGAAGUUAGAAAUGGAGUUAGCGGCAGUGCGGACCGCGAGUGAGGACCACCGGAGACACAUCGAGAUCCUGGACCAGGCUCUGAGCAACGCCCAGGCCAGGGUCAUCAAGCUGGAAGAGGAGCUCCGAGAGAAGCAGGCAUACGUGGAGAAGGUUGAGAAGCUGCAGCAGGCCCUGACCCAGCUGCAGUCUGCCUGCGAGAAGCGGGAGCAGAUGGAGCGGAGACUGCGCACCUGGCUGGAGAGGGAGCUGGACGCCCUGAGGACCCAGCAGAAACACGGAAACGGCCAGCCAGCCAGCCUGCCGGAAUACAAUGCCCCAGCCCUCAUGGAACUCGUAAGGGAGAAGGAAGAGCGGAUCCUGGCGCUGGAGGCUGACAUGACCAAGUGGGAGCAGAAGUACGUAGAGGAGAGCGCCAUCCGGCACUUCGCCAUGAACGCUGCAGCCACUGCAGCGGCCGAGAGGGACACCACGAUCAUCAACCACUCGAGGAACGGCAGCUAUGGCGAGAGCUCGCUGGAGGCCCACAUCUGGCAGGAGGAGGGGGAAGUGAUGCAGGCCACCAGGAGAUGUCAGGACAUGGAGUACACUAUUAAAAAUCUCCAUGCCAAAAUCAUAGAGAAGGAUGCCAUGAUUAAGGUCCUCCAGCAGCGAUCCCGUAAAGACGCCGGGAAGACGGACUCCUCCAGCCUGCGGCCCGCUCGCUCUGUCCCGUCCAUCGCUGCAGCCACUGGGACUCACUCCCGCCAGACCUCGCUCACCAGCAGCCAGUUAGCCGAGGAGAGGAAGGAGGAGAAGACCUGGAAGGGGAGCAUAGGGUUGCUGCUGGGGAAGGAGCCCCACGAACACGCAUCCACCCCCGUGCUGCCCACCCCGCCUGCCACAGCACUAUCUCCUGCGGCCCUUGUCGCCUCAGCCAGCAGCGCCCACGCGAAGACAGGCAGCAAGGACAGCAGCACACAGACGGACAAGAGCGCCGAGCUCUUCUGGCCCAGUGUGGCCGCCCUGCCCACGCGCGGCCGGCUGAGCGGAACCCCUUCCAACAGCCCGGUCCUGAAGCACCCAGCGGCCAAGGGCACAGCAGAGAAGCUGGAGAAUUCUCCUGGCCACGGGAAGUCACCUGACCACAAAGGUCGCGUCAGCAGCUUGCUCCACAAGCCCGAGUUCCCUGACGGGGAGAUGAUGGAAGUUCUCAUCUAACACCGGCAUCCCUGUUGAAUUUUGCAACAGAACAUUGACAAGCAAAGAAUGUGGCAAAGAGAAAGAAAGAUCAAGAAGGUUGUGGAUGGGAAAUCAGGAAUGAUUUGAACUGAUCAGCAUUUCAGAUUAAUGAGAACACUUUUUAUAAAUGUUAAAAACAAAACAAAAACAGGAGGCCUACAUGACUGAAAAUGAAGAGGAUGUCGUGGAUUUUUACUGCAUAUGGUGGAAGAGAGAAGAUGCAUGUAGGUUUGGAAACAAAGAAGAAAUAGGAAAUGGAAUUUUUCCGUUGUACAGAAAAUGUAUCUCUUGGGGAGGGUCUGUGUACACCCAUUCUCUGGUUAUAAACAGAUAAACCUAAGCAUGGAUCUUCCUUGAAA
Molecule: messenger RNA, 3486 nt
Organism: Mesoplodon densirostris (Blainville's beaked whale)
Lineage: Eukaryota; Metazoa; Chordata; Mammalia; Artiodactyla; Ziphiidae
Gene: AMOTL1
Product: angiomotin like 1
Exons: 13
Coding region: 230-3106 (958 amino acids)
Biological process (GO): establishment of cell polarity involved in ameboidal cell migration; regulation of cell migration; hippo signaling
Cellular component (GO): plasma membrane; cytoplasmic vesicle; bicellular tight junction
Source: RefSeq, a predicted model, not a curated record